Molecule: messenger RNA, 1158 nt
Organism: Arachis duranensis
Lineage: Eukaryota; Viridiplantae; Streptophyta; Magnoliopsida; Fabales; Fabaceae
Product: 3-hydroxyisobutyryl-CoA hydrolase 1-like
Exons: 14
Coding region: 1-1158 (385 amino acids)
Biological process (GO): L-valine catabolic process
Molecular function (GO): 3-hydroxyisobutyryl-CoA hydrolase activity
Source: RefSeq, a predicted model, not a curated record
AUGGCUCUGAGUUUUAAGUUUGACACAGAACCAAUAAACCAGGUACUUUUCCGAGGAAAUUCUUCUGUGAAGCUAGUGAUACUAAAUAGGCCUCAUAAGUUAAAUGUCCUUAACUUUGAAAUGGUUUCUCAAAUUUUAAAGAAUUUAAGGAUGUAUGAGGAUGACUCUUCAGUUAAACUUGUAAUAUUGAAGGGUAAUGGAAAAGGAUUUUGUGCCGGAGGUGAUGUAGUAUCAAUAAUUUCUACGUCACUCAUAGGACAUUGGACUUACCCUGUGAAAUUUUAUGGUAAAACACUCAUUUUGGACCAUUUGGCAGCAACCUACAAAAAGCCUCUAGUAUCUGUGAUUAAUGGAGUGGUUAUGGGAGGAGGAGCGGGUCUUUCCAUGAACACAACCUUCAGAAUUGUAACUGAAAAAGCUGUAUUUGCAAUGCCAGAGGCACAUAUAGGGUAUUUUCCAGAUGUGGGUGCAAGUUACUUCCUAUCUAGGCUUCCUGGCUAUUUUGGGGAGUAUUUAGGGUUAACUGGAACUCGUUUGGAUGGAAUAGAAAUGGCAGCAUGUGGAUUAGCUACACAUUUCGUCCAUUCCACCAAGCUUAAUGCAUUGGAAAAUGCUCUACAAGCUAUUACUUCUUCAAAUGUAUCAACAGUUUCUGCUUUAAUAGAAACUUUCACAGAGAAACCAACUGUGAAAAAAGAUAGCCCUUUCAAGAGAUUGGAGAUUAUAAACAAAUGUUUCUCAAAAGGGACAGUGGAAGAUAUAAUUCAAUCCUUGAAAAAUGAAUUAGAAAACAGAGCAGAAGAAAAGUGGAUAACAAAUACAUUAAGCUCUAUGCGUUUUUCAAGUCCCAUGAGUCUUAAGAUCUUCUUAAAAUCUAUCAGAAAAGGCAGAAUAGAAAACAUUGAAGAAUGUCUUUACAGGGAUUAUAACAUUGCUUGCCACCUCAAUCGAAGAACAGUAAGCAAUGAUUUCUACGAGGGUUCAAGAGCAAAGCUGUUUGAUAAAGACAACAAGCCUAAGUGGGAGCCUUCAAAGCUAGAGUUGGUUAGUGAAGAAAUGGUGGAUCAGCACUUUACAAAUAUCACUGACGAUACAUGGGAGCCUUUACAACUUCCUUUAAGAUCCCAUUCUCCAAUCAUAACUGCCUGCAGAUUAUAA